ACAUCUAAAUCUACAUUUUUUCAUCUAGCGUUGCUUAUCUCACGUUCUGGACUCGGGUCGUUUUUUUCGAAAAAACGACCCCGUCUCCGCGUUCAGAGCGACGGAUCGUUUUUGGCAUCGCGUCUCUCCACUUGGGUUUUUAUGCGGGAAGCUCUAAAAAUAAUGCGUCAACACAAAAAUGAGGCUCAUAUUAUUAACAUUAAUAGCACGUUUGGUAUUAACGGAACAACGCAACUGCCGAUUAAUGUUUACCCAGCCAGCAAAUUUGCAUUGCGAGGCAUGACCGAUACCUUUAAAGCUGAACUAGAAUUUUCUAAAGUUACUUCAAUUCGAGUUACUAGCAUCCAUGUAGGACUUACGUCAACAGAAAUAUUUGGUGACUCGGCAUUGUUCAAUAAAGUUAAAUCAAAAUUUCCCAACUUAAAAAGCAGCGAUAUUGCUGGUGGUGUCGUUUUUGUACUCUCGAUGCCUUCUUACGUACAAUUGGAUGAAAUAAAAGUCACUGCUAAAUUAAAUAAA
Cotesia congregata is the source of this 519-nucleotide messenger RNA. The record is from the annotation of a GenBank genome assembly. NCBI's taxonomy places the organism in Eukaryota, Metazoa, Arthropoda, Insecta, Hymenoptera, Braconidae.